Molecule: messenger RNA, 81 nt
Organism: Eimeria necatrix
Lineage: Eukaryota; Apicomplexa; Conoidasida; Eucoccidiorida; Eimeriidae
Exons: 1
Coding region: 1-81 (26 amino acids)
Source: RefSeq, a predicted model, not a curated record
AUGGCGGCGGUGCCCCCCGUCGACGAGCCGCGGGAGUUCCACGUCGGGGUGUUGGGCGUCACGGGCUUCGUGGGCAAGUGA